AUCUUCUCAAGUCCGCCAAACCGCACGCAACCCAUCGCAGCAGCCAUUAAUCUGACCUGUGAAGCGUGGCCCAAGCACGACGACGAUCAUUCUCCCAGGAAUUGGGUCAAGUAUAUCCAGUGGUAUGAUACCCAUGGAAGACAAACUGGAGACAAAUGCCUCAACAAGCAAUCAGUGAAGAAUCUGAAAUGUCCAUUAAUUCUCAAGAAUCUGACUAUAGAAAACUUCGGGAACUACACUUGUGAAGCAGAAAAUGACUUUGCUGGAUACUGCACGAGAAAAUCCGUUGAAAUUCUUAAUAAAGGUAACAAUCAGAUUAUUCCCAUCACAAAUAAAUUUGGACACGGUAAAUAUUUAUUAUCGUAGUUACUUCUCUUCGCUAUCUCCGUCAAAGGCUGUUUUAAUAAAAUAGCAAAAGUGGGUACGGAAAUCAACAAUAGUGUAGGUGAAAGGCAGGAUAUUUUUGCAGAUUCCGUUUGUUUUGGCUUGAUUAUCUCUUCCCCUUCCCCUUCCCUUCCCCCACCCCCCUCACCCCAAGGUUUUCACUUACUUGCCAUAGUACUCUUGAUUGGUUAUUUUGCAGAAAACUUAAGUCCAACUGACACAGCAAAGGCACCCCACCUUCUAUUUCCUGAGGUGGUUGAAAACCCAAAGAACCAAAGCGUUUUCAUUGGCUCCAAUGUAACUUUUAACUGUACUACCAUGGGUCUUCCAACACCAGCCAUCUCAUGGAUGAAGAACAACGACUCAUAUGCGGUAACAUCCAAU
Molecule: messenger RNA, 768 nt
Organism: Pocillopora meandrina
Lineage: Eukaryota; Metazoa; Cnidaria; Anthozoa; Scleractinia; Pocilloporidae
Source: the annotation of a GenBank genome assembly